Molecule: messenger RNA, 3006 nt
Organism: Podarcis raffonei (Aeolian wall lizard)
Lineage: Eukaryota; Metazoa; Chordata; Lepidosauria; Squamata; Lacertidae
Product: GA-binding protein alpha chain-like
Exons: 3
Biological process (GO): cell differentiation; regulation of transcription by RNA polymerase II
Cellular component (GO): nucleus
Molecular function (GO): sequence-specific DNA binding; DNA-binding transcription factor activity, RNA polymerase II-specific
Source: RefSeq, a predicted model, not a curated record
UCUGUAGCUGUGCAGAUUAUUCCAGCAUCUGUACAGCCGGCUACUCCAACCACUAUUAAAGUCAUCAACAGCAGUGCAAAGACAGCAAAAGUGCAGAGAGCACCAAGGAUUUCUGGAGAAGAUAGAAGUUCACCUGGGAACAGAACAGGAAACAAUGGCCAGAUCCAACUCUGGCAAUUUUUGCUUGAGCUUCUGACUGACAAAGAUGCUCGAGACUGCAUUUCAUGGGUUGGUGAUGAAGGAGAGUUCAAACUAAAUCAACCAGAACUAGUUGCACAGAAAUGGGGACAACGUAAAAAUAAGCCUACUAUGAACUAUGAGAAACUCAGCCGUGCUUUACGGUAUUACUACGAUGGAGACAUGAUCUGCAAAGUGCAAGGCAAGAGGUUUGUAUACAAAUUUGUCUGUGACUUGAAGACUCUCAUUGGGUACAGCGCAGCAGAGUUGAACCGGUUGGUCACAGAGUGUGAACAAAAGAAACUGGCCAAGAUGCAACUCCAUGGUAUUGCACAGCCCGUCACAGCAGUUGCACUGGCUACGGCAUCUCUGCAAACAGAAAAAGAUAACUGAGUACCAGGACCUAAAAGCUUGGGAGCAUGAGGCCUUUCUUGUAUAUCGAGCAGUUUCUGGUCCUAAAAUGGGAGCUACUUCAUUCCUUGGCAGUUCAAUAUGAUGCAUGGUUUUUCUACGGAGAACUGAGACUCCCAUAAAUUUGGAUCUUUUUCACGUAAAGGUAUAUAUUUCAUGUAUGUUAAAGGCACUCCAGAUUCUUCAGCAUGAAGACAGACAUGAUGUGACAAGUUGCUGGAUCGGUAAGAGAGCUCAAAAUUGGUUGGUGCCAUGUUAUGCCAUACUCACAAUUUGUCCAGCGUUUUGAGAAAUUGAAGCAUAUUUACACGAUGUGAACCUGUCAAUAUUCUGAAUUUAGUUCUCUGCACUUCCAUUUCUAAGCUACCAAAUUAAAAGUAAUGUAUUUCCAGAGGUAAGGCAGCUACUCUUAACCAUGCUCAUUAUCUAAGCAUGUCAGGCUGUAAAAAACACACUGAAAAGUACCGUGCUCCUAAGAUGAUUUCUCAUCGCAAAAGAAGUGUACUAUAGGCAGAAUUGGGAGAUCACUGCUAAAGAGAAAUCCAAAUUUAAGUCCAGCAAGGUCAAAAACCAAUUAUGAGUAUUUUGAUAAAAUAUGUAGAUAACGUGUAUUUGAGGGAAAGUGCUCAACUAUCUUGAGAGACAUUGCUAAGCUUAAUGUCUGGCACAAAAAAAGUUUUCCACAUUUUUCCUAUUACGAGAUUAAAAACUUGAAAUGCUGUCUCUCAUCCAAAGAAUAGGUUUUGCUUUGUUUUAAUCUACACUGCAGAGUAUAUCAGCUGAUUCUGCGUAUACUUGCAGUGUAGCUGACUUUGAUCUGAAGACUUAAGUUAAUCACAGAGAGAAGCCCCUACCUGUUGAGAAAUAAAAUGUAAUCUGCAGGUAAAUUGAUAAGAAAAGAAGUUUGACUUCUCAAUGUUAUAUAGACCUCUGUAUUAAGAUACAGAAAAAUGCAGUUUUCUUUAAAUUCCUUAAAUUUCCAAGUUGUUGUUAUGAUGCUUUGGAAAGAAAAGGGUGUGUAUCACUCAUAGUUAAUUAACAUUUUUAAAAAGAUAACCAAAUUAAAUCUAGAUAAGCUUAUGCUAUUUUUCUUUGCCUUCCCUUUGUUUGGUAUAAAUAUCCCUUUGUUCUGAAUGUAGGCUUUUUGUUGAAUCAUCACAAUUAAAAGAACAAACUCGUCUGAAGUUGUGGUUUCACUUAACAAUCAGUGAAAGUGCAGAUGUUAAACAGGGCCUUCAUCUGUAAGAGCAAAUCACUCAGAGCUGAAAAACAGGCUUACGGUAAAAAGCACUGAACAUAAAAUGUAGCUUAGUCUUGGGAAUGUAAGAUAGUAGCUGUAGUUGCAGCUCGACUCAUUUGCUUAUUUUCAGACUGCUUAGAAACGUAGAAGAUAUUCUGGUAUUUAAACAUCAUUAGGCAAAGAAAGUGUUUAAACCUUUGGGUGACAUUUAAUGUUUCUGAUGGCCGGUUAAGUCCAUUGACUCCAGUGGGACUUGUAUUUAACAUUACAGGAUUGCAGUUUAAGUUACACUAAUAUUUUAUGCUGUUAGUCAAGCUGGUUAAGAAUAUGUUUUCUCUCAAAGUCUGAAUGAUAAUUAUGUUAAGAGGAAAAAACCCACUUUAAUCAUAUAUCAAGACUUUGAACUCCUAUGCAUCACUGGAGCCAUUAGUCCAUAGCUGGGGUGGGAAGGGGAGGGGAGAGAAGCUGCAUUCCUAAAAAUAUGGGUUUGGACAUUUUAUGUAGUGCUAAGGAAGACAAGCAACAUAACUUCCAUUACUAGUUCAUAUGCAUCUCUUUAAGAUGUGUUUGAAGUGUACAGGCAUCUAAUUUUUCCCUGUAAAAGAAGGCAGCCGGUAAACCUUGGGAUAGAAAAGGGUGACCACAAAUUACAUAUAUUAAUGCUGUCAUAAAUAUACUCUCAGCUAUGCACAUAAUUGCACAUAACAGAAUAAGCCAUAUUAGUAAACAUGGCACAUGGCCUUUUAUUAUAUAUACAUUGGAUUUGUUUUCUGAAUUUUAAAAUUUCAUUAUACUUCGUUUGUAAGUUUGCUGCACUUCUUGCAAUAUUUUCCCCAUGUAUAGAGUACUGAUGUGUUUUAAAAACAGUACAUACGUGUCAGAUUUAUUGUGGGGACAAUCUGUGACUAAUCGAGGUCUUCAGUAAGGUAUGGAUUAUUGUAUGUCAAAUAGCAUUGUGUGGCUGUCAGAAGAAAAAUAUAGAAGGUAUAUUCCCAAUUUUUUGUAAAAUGGAGGGGGUUUUGCAUACAUUUUUACUCUUUAAGGACACAUAUUCUGCUAAUUAUGUAUUUCUUUUGUGUUGAAUUUUACAUAAAACAAUUAUUUUCUAUUUUUACUCUAAAAUAUUUGUGCAUAAAAUUGUCAAUAUAGUAAAGAAAAUAAAAUUUUACACAACAAAA